Messenger RNA from Balaenoptera musculus (blue whale), 1304 nucleotides. RefSeq names its product ADP-ribosylation factor 1-like. Gene Ontology annotation, biological process: vesicle-mediated transport; intracellular protein transport. The transcript is spliced from 4 exons. The record is from RefSeq and is a predicted model, not a curated record. Gene Ontology annotation, molecular function: GTPase activity; GTP binding. NCBI's taxonomy places the organism in Eukaryota, Metazoa, Chordata, Mammalia, Artiodactyla, Balaenopteridae. Bases 1 to 912 code for a protein of 303 amino acids. Gene Ontology annotation, cellular component: cytoplasm; plasma membrane.
AUGGCUGCUGUUGUUACUGACAUCUGCUGCCACCAAAUGUUAGUGUCUCAGAGGCAUUAUGCAGUAAUAGAAAAUGGAAAACUGAAACUCUUCUUAUUUCAUAUCCGUGAAGAGCAAGCCUCCCACUUCAAUGAGAUGGAUGACUUGCUGGGGCAGCUGGCGCCCUUCAUCACAGAGCUAAAGAGGCGCCUAGUACAGGAGUGGGAGGAGCUGGAGGAGCCGUGGCCUGGUUGUUGCUUCAUUCCAAGGGGGGCCGCCGUCAGAGCCGCCACCUCGUGGGAGCGAAACCAGCGCCUGCCUCGGGGUAGCAGCUGCGCCGGCCGCCGAGGGCUUCUCUGGCCAGCGUUGCUCCCACUAGUCUACAGCGUGGGGCGUAUCUUUGCAAACCUCUUAAAGGGCCUUUUUGGCAGAAAACAAAUGUGCGUUCUCAUGGUGGGCCUAGAUGCUGUGGGAAAGACCACCAUCCUGUGCAAACUGAAGCUGGGUGAAAUCGUGACCACCAUUCCCACUCUAGGCUUCAACGUGGAAACCGUGGAAUACAAGCACAUCAGCUUCACUGUGUGGGACGUGGGCGGCCAGGACAAGAUCCGGCCUCUGUGGCGCCACUACUUCCAGAACGCACAAGGUCUCAUCUUCGUGGCUGGCAGCAAGGACAGAGAGCGUGUGAAUGAGGCCCGAGAGGAGCUUAUGAGGGUGCUGGCAGAAGACGCGCUCAGGGACGCCGUUCUGCUCAUGUUUGCUAACAAACAGGACCUCCCCAAUGCCAUGAAUGCAGCCGAGAUCACAGACAAGCUGGGGCUGCACUCUCUGCGCCACAGGAACUGGUACAUUCAGGCCACCUGUGCCACCAGCGGGGACGGGCUCUAUGAGGGACUGGACCGGCUGUCCGAUCGGCUCCAGAACCAGAAGUGAGCGGUACUCCUCUCUCCUCCCCUCUCACUCCCUCCUUCUACCCUCGCUUUACUCUCAUGUGGCAAACGUGCCCCUGGGGUGUGAGUGCCAGAAGCUGUCUCCAUGGUCGGUCGCGGUGUGCUUCACCAUGCUGUAAAUGUGCAGACGCAGCCUGCACCUGGGUUUUUAUUUAAUGUAAAUAGUUUUUGUUUCCAAUGAGGCAGUUGCUGGUACUCCUAUGCAAUAUUACUCAGCUUUUUUUAUUAUAAAAAGAAAACCAACCCAUUGUUCAGUACUGAGAAGGAAUUUUAGGCACACGGGUCAUCCAGGAGUCGCUGUGUCAGACAAGCCCGAUGCUCCUCCGCUGGGCUUUAGAUCUGUGUUGAGAUCCAUUUUGGUGGUUGGUUUUUAAC